CGGCCCUCCGUGUGCUGUUCAAGGAUACGCUAUAACUAAAAUACUUUCCUUUUCGCUAUUCUUUAAUAUUGCACACAUUAAAUGUUCAAACAGUUGCUAGAAGAGAAGUUAGAGCUGGGAAAGUGAGAGGUGGUAGUGCGGCGAGAUGCUGUUGCUGUUCUACGGAAACACAAGCGCACUGAGCCGCAAGUGCACAUUUAAAGGGGAAUAACAACAACGCUCUCUUUGUAUACAUCAGAGUUUGCCGAGGCGUUUACAGCGUCUGAUUAACGUCCAGCCACCUUCUUCCUGUGCGGCCGCGUUAUAUGGACAGUGUUGGGGUGAGAUAGAAGGUGUACUCGUCAAAUUAGAGCAACUAAAUCAAACAUUUGGGAUCUAUUUCUUUCUCGGUUGGCUCGGUUGUCCUGGUCGUCUGUUGAUCUGGAACCGAUCGCCAUCUUGAAUUUUAAUGUAAUAUUUUUGGACGAUUUUUUUGUCAGUAUGACUGUUUUUGGGGAUGUUUUUCGAUCGCAUUGGACUUUGGUGAUGGAAAAGCACUGACGUGGAGGAGGAAAAGUCAAUCAACUGAAAGCACAAGUGAGGUUUUAUUCGGAGUACCUGAGUUUGGCUGAUAAGACGGCAGAUCAGUUGUUCCAGUUGGCUCCUCAUUGAAUGUUUUCUCACAAGCACACAGAAGCUCAAUGCACCUUCUCCAAGCAGCCAGCUGGUAUGAAGUAGAUGGGAGAAUCCAAGAACAUGGUGCUGAAUGGCAGGAGACAUGGCAGCAAGUUCUCCAGUAAUCAGCCCGUAAGCAAGUCCAGGCUUCAAAACCCACAGAGAGCCCAUUUGCACCAAAGCAAGAGCUCCCCGAGUGGCAGGAGAUGCAGCCGACGUUGCGGAGGGGCGCCCCCUGAGGCAGAACGGCGCCAUGUUCCCUCAUCGGGAAUGACUGCCAAGGAGCUAUGUGAAUAUGAUGAUCUAAGUACAAGCUUGAUCCUGGACCCUUACCUUGGCUUUCAGACCCACAAGAUGAACACAAGGUUUCGACCAAUCAAAGGUCGCCAGGCUGAGCUGAGGGAAGUGAUCGAGCAUUUUAAAAAACAUGACAACCUGGAUAAAGCUUUCCAGGCUCUGACCUCCGGCGACUGGACAAGAAAUCACUUUUUAAACAAAACCAAGUCCCAGGAGAAGCUCUUCAAAGCGCAUGUGUUUGUUUACCUACGCAUGUUUGCUUCAGACAGCGGGUUUGAGAUCCUACCAUGCAAUCGCUACUCCUCUGAGCAAAAUGGAGCCAAAAUUGUAGCAACAAAAGAUUGGAAGAGAAAUGAUAAAAUAGAACAUCUUGUGGGAUGUAUUGCGGAGUUGUCUCUCAGUGAAGAGAGGAUGUUGCUUCGACAUGGAGAGAAUGAUUUCAGUGUCAUGUACUCUACACGCAAAAACUGCGCCCAACUCUGGCUGGGACCAGCAGCUUUUAUAAACCAUGAUUGCCGGCCAAAUUGCAAGUUUGUGUCAACAGGCCGUGAUACCGCCUGUGUGAAGGUUCUGCGGGAUAUUGAACCGGGGGAAGAGAUCUCCUGUUACUAUGGAGAUGGAUUCUUUGGAGAAAACAAUGAAUUCUGUGAAUGCUAUACUUGUGAAAGGCGUGGCACUGGUGCUUUUAAGUCGAAAGCAGGGUUGCCUGUGGAGACUCCAGUGAUUAAUAGCAAGUAUGGCCUUAGAGAGACAGACAAGCGUCUCAACAGACUGAAGAAGCUGGGGGAAAGUGGCAGGAAUUCUGACAGCCAAUCUGUGAGCUCCAAUGCAGAAGCAGACUCUCAGGAACCAACCACUGUACAAACAUCAUUACGGAAGAGGACGUCACAGUCCUGUAUCACAAAGCAUGGUGAAUCUAAGGCUGCAACAAGGCAAACUCUGUCAAGCACUUCUUCUACCUCAUCCUCUACACGAAGUCAAAAAAAUAUUUCAAGUUUACCAAAGAGACUUAAGUCAAAGCCCACACAGCUUUUGCCUAAAAGAAGAAGACGGAGUCGAAGUGAAUGGAUAAAAGCACCUAGCAGAGUGAGUGGUAAUGGGAAUCUCAAAGAGCCCUCCAGAAGAGACACAUCCAGACAAGGUUCUGUUCAGGGCUUUGGAGGCAAAGGCAGUGUGGUGCGCCCAUUGGAAAACAAUCAGAGCUCUUUAAAGUGUGCUUCCCCAUGCAAGGAUAGCAUACUUUGUGGUUACAGAACUCGUAGGUCCACAAGGACCUCUCUUGGUGUUCAGGGGGCUGAUAUCAGUACACAAACAUCAAGUCAGCCGUUUAUCCCAGACACAGGUCACAGUGGGGAUGUAUUCAAGGCAGAGCCUGGGGAACUCAUCCCUGUGACACCAGGACACCAGAUGAACACCCCUAGUUUGGAGACAAGCUGUCCUAAGAAAGGUAUGUGUCCCAGACGGAGGAGGACAGUAAAACAGGAAGACUCUGGCUCCUAUGGAGAGUCCUUUCACCAGGAGGGCGUACCUGACCUGCGGCAUGCAGUAAGGCCUGCAGAUGUAGCAGAAUACGAAACAGUGGUGCUUGGCCUCCCAGGACCUCACCAGCACUACAAUGGCUCCACUAAAAGCAGCAAGGCCCUCCGUCGAGGAAAGGGCAAGAAAAAGCGGCAGAUCACGCGCUAUGAUGCUCAACUGAUCUUGCAGAAUAACUCAGGCAUCCCCAAGAUAACACUACGCAGGCGUCGCGACAGCAGCAGCAGUAAAAAUGAGCCCAGAGAGUCCAGCUCUUCAAGCUCCUCCAAAAUCAGCAUCAAGUUUAGUAAAGAUCAUGACAAGGACAGGAGCAGCCAAUACGUGGCCCAACUGAAUAAUGGCUUCAGCAAUGGCUCCCACAGCAGCUCUACCAAGUUGAAGAUACAGCUAAAACGGGAGGAAGACAGCACAGGCUUGCAUCGAGCUUACCCAGAGGAUGUCACGUUAGGGAUAGUGAAGAGAGAAGCAGGGGAUGUUCUGGAUCAUAAGGUGGGCGCUCAGGUAGACCAGAAUAUGGACGUGGAGUCGUUGUCCUCUGAUGACGAAGAAGAUGACUACUUUGAUAAUGAGGACGAUUUCAUCCCACUCCCACCAGCAAAACGCCUACGUCUUAUUGUGGGCAAAGAUUCCAUAGAUAUUGACAUUUCCUCUAGAAGAAGAGAAGACCAGUCUCUAAGACUCAAUGCAUAAGCUGUGUAAAUAUCCAUUGUUUCAAUCGUGUUAAUUUGAUCGAAAGUAAUUUAAAAGGAAAAUGCAAAUGUACAAUUAAAUCAUGGCAAAAUAUUUUUCUUUAUGUUAGUGAAGGCACUUCUUUGUUUCCUCACUAUGAAUAUAAAUAUUGUAGAAAGUGUACAGGUUAUGUAUGAAUUCUAUCCAAGUCUGAUAAUGUGCUGAUGUUUGUUAGCAUUCUGUCCAGCUUACUGUUUUAUUCCAUAAAUCUCAGCUUUGUGUGACUGUAGGAUGAUGCAAGGUGUUUAUCCCAUUAGAAAACAUAUGCAUGGUUUCACUUCAAAAGGUUGACCCUUCAUAUUGAAACAACAGUGUUCCCAUGCAUUCAAGAAUUGUGUGUCUCUCCUCUGCUUGAUCUGGUUAAAGGGAAUAUUUGAGAAAACAAUACAGAGGAGCUUUGACAAAAUACUUAAAUUUAUAAAUAUCUCACCACUUGAAGUUUUUUUUAAUUUUUAUUAAAAUUCUUUUUUAUCAUGUGUCAGAUAUUUUGGCUAUGGAAUGCCAUGGUGCUCAUUGUGGUGGUCUGGUGCUGGUCCAUUAAGAUAUUGGACAAUUAAUUAUUAUUCUGUGAAUGUCAGACCUUUUUGUGUGACCUUGGAAGUCCAUAGAAAAGCGUGCCUAAGGGUAGAGGUCCUCAAGAAAUGGGUUGCACUGAAAUGUUAUCAAUCAGUAAUCGUUUUUUCCUGAAUCAUGGUCAUUGUGCUUUUCAGUACAUCUAAUUGACUUUGUGGUUUUGUGUGCAUUUUGUGCUCUGCCUAAAAAUGAUCAAAAAUUAAGGAAAAAAAAAAAGACCCUGAGGUAUUCAAAGCAGUUGUAUGUUUCCAUUGUUCACCCCAUUAGUAGGCAGCUGCCAUAUUAGGCUAUAUUAAUUUACUUGUUUCUAUCUUUACCUUUAUUAUAUAGUUUACAUUCUGUAGUGUCAAAGGUCUGCCGUCUAUGGGCUGAAAGAAGUUUUUAGCUUCUGAUUAUCCUAAUGAUCACAGAACUCCAAUGGUCUCAAGCUCACAAACUGACUCUAAAGAAUCAUGACAGUAACAAUGUAGGAUGUAUACAUAAUCUGGGGGCAUACUGUUCACUCUGUAUAUUCUGGGACUUGUUUUUAUUUAACUGUUUUAAGUACUUGAAAACAAUAUAAAACUCA
Messenger RNA from Xyrauchen texanus (razorback sucker), 4357 nucleotides. Its product is annotated as histone-lysine N-methyltransferase KMT5B. Gene Ontology annotation, cellular component: nucleus. Gene Ontology annotation, molecular function: protein binding; histone H4K20 methyltransferase activity. The coding region runs from base 718 to 3177 and encodes 819 amino acids. The transcript is spliced from 10 exons. The record is from RefSeq and is a predicted model, not a curated record. NCBI's taxonomy places the organism in Eukaryota, Metazoa, Chordata, Actinopteri, Cypriniformes, Catostomidae.